Messenger RNA from Myxocyprinus asiaticus (Chinese sucker), 1726 nucleotides. Its product is annotated as dnaJ homolog subfamily B member 1-like. Gene Ontology annotation, molecular function: transcription corepressor activity; Hsp70 protein binding. NCBI's taxonomy places the organism in Eukaryota, Metazoa, Chordata, Actinopteri, Cypriniformes, Catostomidae. The record is from RefSeq and is a predicted model, not a curated record. Bases 352 to 1359 code for a protein of 335 amino acids. The transcript has 3 exons. Gene Ontology annotation, cellular component: cytosol.
CCGAGAGCAGCCGAACAAAUGGUUUUCUCGCACUUUCUACGGGCGGUCAGUGAUGUUGACAAUUCCAAAACUGUCUGUCAGCCUGAAACAGUAUCUAAAGUUCACAACGUUUAAAAUAGUUAAGACGGCCCCGGGACAAUGUUGACGCAUUACGGGGAUGCGGCAGCGUCUGUGUGCGUUAAAUGAGGAUAUUAAGUAUUAAACUUACAGACAGUUUGAUGAACUUCAGCGCCACGUUUGAUAUAGAGCCGGUGGAUCACUUACAGAUGGUCAGAUAUUUCACUGUUUGGACAGUAUCCACAUAUGGAAGCAGAUAGUUUAAGGCUAGCGAGGUUUUAGCAGAGUGUUGUGAUGGGUAAAGAUUAUUACAGGAUUCUGGGCAUCGAGAAAGGCGCCUCUGAUGACGAGAUCAAGAAAGCCUAUAGAAAACAAGCGCUGAGAUUUCAUCCCGACAAAAACAAAUCAGCCGGUGCUGAAGAUAAAUUCAAAGAGAUCGCCGAAGCUUAUGAUGUCCUGAGCGAUGCAAAGAAGAAAGACAUCUAUGACAGAUACGGAGAGGACGGGCUUAAAGGACACGCUAGCGGCAGCACCAGUGGCCCUAGCUACACUUUUCACGGCGAUCCUCACGCCAUGUUUGCGGAGUUCUUUGGUGGACGUAGCCCGUUUGAUCAGUUUUUCACAUCUGCUGGGGGUGCAGAUAAUGAUAUGGACAUUGAUGACCCAUUUGCAGCAUUUGGGAUGGGUGGAAUGGGUGGCUUUCCCAGAUCCUUCAAGUCCCGGGUAGCGGGUGCACAAGGGGGCCAGGGAAAAAAGAAAGACCCCCCCGUGGUGCACGAGCUUAAGGUGAGCCUUGAAGAAGUGUUCUCUGGUUGCACAAAAAAGUUAAAGAUCUCACGCAAGAGGUUGAACCCGGAUGGCUUCACUGUGCGCACAGAGGACAAGAUCCUCACUGUGAAUAUCAAACGUGGCUGGAAGGAGGGGACUAAGAUUACCUUUCCCAAAGAGGGAGACGAGACGCCCACCAACAUCCCUGCUGACAUAGUGUUUGUGGUAAAGGACAAGAUGCACCCAGUUUUUCGGAGAGAUGGCUCUGACAUCGUCUAUGCUGCAAAGAUAUCCCUCAGAGAUGCUCUAUGUGGCUGCACCAUCAGUGCUCCCACCCUGGAUGGUAGAACUGUCACAGUGACAUCACGUGACAUCAUCAAACCUGGCAUGAAGAAGAGGAUUGUCGGAGAGGGACUGCCACUGUCCAGAUGUCCUGAGAAGAGAGGAGACAUGGUGCUGGAGUUCAUAGUGAAAUUUCCAGACAAGUUAGGACCGAGUGCUCGUGAGGUUUUGGUUCAGAUCCUACCGCCUUGAUCGCUGCAAUCAUUAGAGGAGAGACUACCAGCCAAUGCGAUUAGAGCCCAGACAGAUCGUGUGAUUGGGCCCGUUGAGUUCUCUAGUUAUUGAACCUGAAAGCACCAGUGAGAAAUCUACAAAUAUAUCAAGCUCUGAGAAGCAUAAUAGAGCUCCAGUAUAUUAAUUUUAGCCCCAUUAGUUAUUAAUGCAGUGCACUUUUCCAAAUCACUGUGAAUCAUUUCAGAAGACAUAUAUUGACUCACAGACAGUCUUACAGUACCUCAGAGUCAACGCUCAUGUUUGCAUUUCCCUGUUUUACUGCUUCAGGUUCCCUUCCCUCGAAUAUAUGUUUAUAUUUUCUUUUAUUAAAUUUAUUCAAAUUUUA